UCUUACUCCUAAAAAAACUACUCACUGCCUCUUUCUCGUUGGAUCGGCCAGGUUCCAAUAAUGCGGCCGGCCCAUGCGCCGGCGUCGGCGGCGCGCGGAGGCCGGGCGCUGUACGAGCUGUACAGGGCGGCGAGCCGCGCGGCGGCGCCGGCGGUGCUUCUGUGGCGGCGGAUGCGAGGGCUGGAGCACCCAUCGCGUUGGCCAGAGCGGCUGGGCCGGCCGUCGGUCGCGCGGCCUCGGUCAGGCUCGCCGCUGGUGUGGUUCCACGCCGUCUCCCUCGGCGAGGGCAUGGCCGCGCUCCCAGUCGUCCGUCACUGCGCGCGCCUCCAUCCCGGCCUCCCCAUCCUCCUCACCACCACCACUCUCUCUGCCUUCGAAGUGAUAAAGGAUAUGCUACCGGAUGUUGUCGUAUAUCAGUUUGCACCUCUUGACUGUCCUGACGCAAUAGAAAGUUUCAUUGGAUACUGGAAGCCAAGUUUGAUACUUCUCAUGGAAAGUGAAUUGUGGCCAAACCUCAUCAUGUCUGCAGCAGAGAAAGGGAUUGCAGUGGCUCUUUUAAAUGCCCGCAUGUCAUUGAAGUCGUUCAACCGUUGGUCUGUGCCUCUAGGGUUACCAUUAGUCUCUCUGAUGCUCUCUAAACUAUCACUUGUUAUCCCACUGAGUACCACCCAGGCUGUUCGUUUUCAGUUGCUCCAUACACCACCGUACAAAAUCCAUUUCGCUGGCGAUUUAAAAUAUGGUAUUUUCUGUUUAUCUUUUUUUUUUCUAGUCAUUCAUUGUUUUGAGAAUACAUUUGGUAGUGAACCUACGAGUGGCACAAUUCUAAAGGUUCGGGAGAAAGAGUUGAAUACAAUCAAAGAUCUGCAGCGGCAGUUCAAUGAUCGGCCCAUCUGGAUGGCAGCUUCAAUUCACAGAGGUGAAGAGGAAGUCAUUCUCCGCGUUCAUGGCGAGUUAAUCAAGGCGUAUCCUUCGCUACUUUUAAUUCUCGUGCCAAGACAUCCUCAGGACAUCAAGAAUGUUUCUUUAGCACUGAAAAAACAUAAGGUCAAUUUUGUGCUGAGGUCAACAAUGGAAUUGGUGUCUAUAAACACUAGGGUAUACGUGGUUGAUACUUUAGGGGAAUUAAGAAUGCUCUACAGGGUCACUCCAAUAGCAGUUGUGGGAGGCUCAUUUUUACCUAGCUUGUCUGGCCAUAAUUUUUCCGAGGCUGCUGCAGCUGGUUGUGCUGUUCUAACUGGUCCCCAUGUUGGACAUUUCUAUCAUAUGCUGGUUGAAAUGUGGCAAAUAAAUCCUCUAGCUGUCAAGCAGUUGACAGGAGAAGCUGAACUGCUGGAGGUGCUAAAAGAACUGCUUGGCGAUUCCAAAGCUCUAGAAGCACGUCAAGGAGCUGCAAAAGACGCAUUUUCCAUCAUGGCACAUGGAGUUGUGAACCGUGUAUGGAAUCUGGUCUCCAGGUUCGCCAUCGACGCCCAACAGAAACGUGGAAUAGUUGAUUAAAGUCUCCUGGAUUUCUUCAGGGACUGCUUCAGAAUGCAUGGCGACCCUCUCUCUCGAAAGCCGGAGGCCUCAAUAAUUUCUUCCGUACAACCUGUUUUGCAGUUUUCAUAUGAUAGUACCACCAAACAUCACAUGUCUGUUGAGUGGUGACAAAGGAGACAGAUCUCAAAUUAUAGGCAACCCAACUAGUCCCUACAGUCGAUUCAAGGAACGCUGGAACAGUAUCCCCAUCCUAGUUUUCUCUAUUCUGUUCGCUUUACUCCUAUCUCAGCGACCCAGUAGCAUGUUUCUGGAAAAUUCUUCUGGGCCUCCUGUUAUUCUCA
Messenger RNA from Triticum aestivum (bread wheat), 1820 nucleotides. Its product is annotated as probable 3-deoxy-D-manno-octulosonic acid transferase, mitochondrial. The coding region runs from base 61 to 1497 and encodes 478 amino acids. Gene Ontology annotation, cellular component: plasma membrane. Gene Ontology annotation, molecular function: transferase activity. The record is from RefSeq and is a predicted model, not a curated record. Gene Ontology annotation, biological process: lipid A biosynthetic process. The transcript is spliced from 12 exons. NCBI's taxonomy places the organism in Eukaryota, Viridiplantae, Streptophyta, Magnoliopsida, Poales, Poaceae.